This is a messenger RNA of Xiphophorus hellerii (green swordtail), 1974 nucleotides long. RefSeq names its product actin-5-like. Lineage: Eukaryota; Metazoa; Chordata; Actinopteri; Cyprinodontiformes; Poeciliidae. The record is from RefSeq and is a predicted model, not a curated record. The transcript is spliced from 9 exons. The coding region runs from base 110 to 1237 and encodes 375 amino acids.
GACCAGCAGGUGGCAGGCUGCUGAGUCCAGAAAACUUCAAAACUGAACAAAGUUCAUUUCUUAUCGGCUCACCUACCGGAAGUUAAGCAGCAGCUCACCUGGAGCAGAAAUGGAGAAACAAGUCGCUCCUGUCGUCAUUGACAACGGCUCCGGUUUUACCAAAGCUGGUUUUUCUGGAGACGAUGCUCCCUGCGCCGUGUUUCCGUCAGUGGUUGGUCGCCCCACGCACCAGGGCGUGGCGGUGGCUGGAGGACAGAAGGACAGAUUUAUAGGAGCUGAAGCUCUGAGUCACAGAGAUCUGCUGACCCUGAAGAAUCCCAUCGAACGCGGCGUCGUCGUCAACUGGGACGACAUGGAGAAGAUCUGGCAUCACACCUUCUACAACGAGCUUCACGUUGAUCCUGCGAAUCAUCCGGUCCUGCUGACCGAGGCGCCGCUCAACCCCAAACCAAACAAGGAGAAGAUGACACAGGUCAUGUUCGAGGCCUUCGGCUGUCCUGCCAUGUACGUGGCCAUGCAGCCGGUCCUGUCCAUGUACUCCUCUGGUCGGACCACAGGGACGGUGAUGGAGUCCGGUGACGGCUGCAGUCAUGCCGUUCCGGUUUAUGAAGGCUACGCUCUGCCUCAGGCCGUCCUGCGCCUGAACCUGGGUGGAGCGGACCUGACGGAUUACCUGGUGAAGCUCCUGACCAGCAGAGGAUUCAGCUUCAGCUCCGCCGGUCAGCGUGAGAUGGUAAAUGGUAUGAAGGAGAAGCUCUGCUUCGUGGCUCUGGACUUCGACCAGGAGGUGAAGACGGCGGCUUCUUCCUCCUCCCUGGACAAAACCUACAAGCUUCCUGAUGGACGAGACAUUUCCAUCGGCGCAGAGCGGAUCCGCUGUCCAGAGGCGCUCUUCAAGCCUGAACUCAUCGAAAUGGAGGCAGCUGGAGUUCAUGAAACCAUCCACAGCAGCAUCAUGAAGUGUGAGGUGGAUGUUCGUAAAGACCUUUUCUCCACCAUCCUGCUGUCUGGAGGCUCCACCUUGUUCUCUGGGAUCUCUGAUCGCAUGAAGAAGGAAAUCUCUCAUCUCGCCCCGCCGACCGUGAAGAUCCAGAUCUUCGCCCCCGCUGAGAGGCAGUUCUCCGUCUGGAACGGCGGCUCCGUUCUGGCCUCGCUCUCCUCCUUCCAGCAGAUGUGGAUCAGCAAACAGGAAUACGAUGAAUCCGGUCCGGGCGUCGUUCACCGUAAAUGUUUCUAACCUCCAUCGGCUGGGUGAUGAUUACACCACCUGCUCCACCCGUCUGAACGGAUCUGGACAGAAACAUGUUGAACAAAAUCAAUGGGUUAAACAUUUUUAAUUAAACUUUUGGGAACUGCAGAGAUCUUUCCAUAUCCAGCUGCAGGAAGCCUCUAGAGGGCGCUGUGGUCUGAUGGGGUUGGUAGAGUCUGACUUUAUUCAUCAGAAACAUUAAAAACCAUUUCUGUAUAGACUGAGGGUCGGUGUGUUUACUCUAAUAUUAAAUUUAAAUGACCGACAUCACUGCUGAAAACCUGAACUCUCAGUAUAAUAAUGUGUUUUAUGAUGAAUAUGUUUAUUUAGCAGCUUUGGAUCAACUUGUAGCAGAAAUCCUGAUGUGUUUAGAGUCUCUGACGGUUUUACAGAAAAAUUUAAACAUGAAUUAAUUCAAAAACAAUUAGUUUCAAACUAAAAUGUCUUUUUUUUCUGGGUUUAUCCUCAAUUAGAAACCAAAAUUAAAUUUUUGUUACUAAUUUCUGAAAUUUCCAGGCUAUUUAUCUUCAUAGCUCUGGAGAAACUUUUUUGUUUUUCCACUGAUGAAACUUUUAAUAUUGAAAAAUCUUCAAUUGUAAAAAAAUAAUUUUGAGCUGUAAAACCUUUUAUCUGUAUCUUUUAUUAUUUCUGACAUAUUAUUGUAAAUUUAACUCCUGAAAUGAAAACACUGAAUUUAAUAAACCCAAAUAAUUUAUUAUCAUGAA